UCGCAGAACUGAGUGGAGCUGAGACGGUACUGUAGCUGGUGGGAGGAAGUCCCGGAGGCCAUGGACAGUCAGCCACUGGGAUCACCGAGAUGAGCAGCAGCUGCUCAGGGCUGAGCAGGGUCCUGGUGGCCGUGGCUGCAGCCCUGGUGUCUGCCUCCUCUCCCUGCCCCCAGGCCUGGGGCCCCCCAGGGGUCCAGUAUGGGCAGCCUGGCAGGGCCCUGACACUGUGUUGCCCUGGAGUGACUUCUGGGGCCCCGGUGUCCUGGUUUCGGGACGGGGAGACAAGGCUGCUCCAGGGACCUGAUUCUGGGCUAGGGCCCGAGCUGGUCCUGGCCCGGGCAGAAAGCACUGACGAGGGCACCUAUAUCUGCCGGACCCUGGACGGUGCACUUGGGGGCAUGGUGACCCUGCGGCUAGGCUACCCUCCGGCCCGCCCCGUUGUUUCCUGCCGAGCUGCCGACUACGAGAACUUCUCCUGCACCUGGAGUCCCGGCCAGGCUAGCGGUUUACCCACCCGCUACCUCACCUCCUACAGGAAGAAGACUGUGCCGGGAGCUGAUGGCCAAAGGAUGAGUCCAUCCACAGGGCCCUGGCCAUGCUCACAGGAGCCCCCUGGGGCGGCCCGCUGUGUAGUCCACGGGGCAGAGUUCUGGAGCCAGUAUCGGAUCAAUGUGACUGAAGUGAACCCCCUGGGGGCCAGCACCCGCCUGCUGGAUGUGAGCUUGCAGAGCAUCUUGCGCCCUGACCCGCCCCAGGGGCUGCGGGUAGAGUCCGUGCCUGGCUAUCCUCGUCGCCUGCGUGCUAGCUGGAUGUACCCUGCCUCCUGGCCCCGCCAGCCCCACUUCCUGCUCAAGUUCCGGCUGCAGUACCGUCCAGCACAGCAUCCAGCCUGGUCUACGGUGGAGCCAGCUGGAUUGGAGGAGGUGAUCACCGACGCCGUGGCUGGGCUGCCCCAUGUCGUGCGGGUCAGCGCCCGGGAUUUUCUGGACGCUGGCACCUGGAGCUCCUGGAGCCCCGAGGCCUGGGGGACUCCAAGCACCGAGCCCCUACCGAAGGAGAUACCAGUUGGGGACCAGCAGCACACACAGACAGAGGAAGAACCUCAGGUGGACAGCCCCGCUCCCCCAGGGCCGUCCCUUCUACCUGACCCGCGGCCACUUGACCACAGAGACCCCCUGGAGCAGGUGGCCGUGCUGGCAUCUUUGGGAAUCUUCUCUUUCCUGGGACUGGUGGCUGGGGCCCUGGCAUUGGGGCUCUGGCUAAGGUUGAGACCAGAUGAGAAGGAUGGGCCCCAAAAAUCUGGGCUCUUGGCCCCAAUGAUUUCAGUGGACAAGCUUCCAGGAGUCCCAAACCUGUAGAGGACCUUGGAGGCCUUCAGCUGAUUCCACCUAUAAUGCUGGUGUGGAUGGAUGGACAGAUGGAACCUAGGCAGGACAGCAGAUCCCCAUGGAGGCGGGUUCUCAGCUGGAAGUUCUAUUUGGACCCAUUUCUAUGAGACUCUGUGUUCCCAACUUGCCAGUUGAAAGGUGCCUGGACCUCUGACUUCAUCCCAGAGCUGGAGGUCUACCUGAAGAAUGUGUGUAGAUGUGUAUGUCUGUGUGUCUCCAAGUGUGUGUGAGGCAGGGGACAUGUGUUCUCUGCAUGUAUGUAUAUAGGUACCUGGUGAGUGUGUGUGGGUCUUACGCUCUUGGCUUUGCCCCUGGCGGGAGUUGUGAGGGUGUGAAUAAAGAGAAUGAGGAGGUUCUGUCUGUUGA
Molecule: messenger RNA, 1754 nt
Organism: Dama dama (fallow deer)
Lineage: Eukaryota; Metazoa; Chordata; Mammalia; Artiodactyla; Cervidae
Gene: IL11RA
Product: interleukin 11 receptor subunit alpha
Exons: 13
Coding region: 90-1358 (422 amino acids)
Cellular component (GO): membrane
Molecular function (GO): protein binding; cytokine receptor activity
Source: RefSeq, a predicted model, not a curated record